AGCUGCACAGCCCCCUACAACCCUGCUGAGCCUGUCUGACAGAGAGCAAAAGAGCGUGUGUUUGUAAACGAGAGGCAGCCGAGAUGAGAGUGUGAAGCAGCGUGAAGAAAACCUAGAAAGAACAACAAAGAGGUGCAGAAAAAGGGGAGCAGGGAGACAGCAAAAAAACAAGAAGAGGGAAAAAACAAGCAAGAGGUAUAGAGAUGUAAAUAUAGUACUGUAUGUAUCUGUGAUGGUCCUGAUGCUAAAGUCAAGACAUGCAUUGACUAAAUGAGAUGACCAGUCUCUACAACUACCAGCAUCCUGUCCUGGAGCCUCGACAGGAGAGGACGAAUCAGAUCCAAAUCCAAAGGCAAACACUCUCCUGAAGCAGACCCACAUCAGCAGGAUCAUGUCGUCUACUGGGUCAUCCAACCACAACAAACGUCUGGCAUCUGAAACAGACAACUCUCAGAGGCUGUUGGACAAUGACUCUUCCCAGCAGCUGAAACUGAAGGACAGACAGCGUUUCUUUGAAGAAGUCUAUCAACAUGAUGUGGAUAACUACCUGCCCUCUUCUCAUCUGCAGAUUGACUGCAGGAAACCCCCGAUGGGUAGCAUUUCAUCUAUGGAGGUGAAUGUGGAUGUCCUGGAGCAGAUGGACCUGAUGGACAUCUCUGACCAGGAGGCCCUCGACGUGUUCCUCAACUCAGGCUCUGGAGCAGAUGAGGGAGCGUUAGCAUCCCCACUACCAGAGGCAGAUGAUGAAGAAGACGAUGAGGAUGAAGAUGCAGAGGUUGUCUACAGGGAGCGUGUACCUUUGAAACGGCAAAAUGAGGUUCACUGCAUGUCAAAGUCACGCAUGUCCUCUACGUCAUCCGGUUCGUCUGAUAUCAGCGGGGGCGGGGCCGACACACCUGUGAUCCAAUCAGAUGAUGAGGAAGUCCAUGCAGACACUCUUCUGCUUACCUCUGUUCCCCAAACCAGGGAUGAAGAAACAGAGGAAGAGGAAGAGGAGGAAAGAUGCCUUGCAACUUGAUCGCAAAAGACUGAAUUUUAUUUUCUUAGCUUAAAACAAAUCCUUUUUCCGUCUCUGUCUUUUGCAUUCCUGUUUCUUAGAGGAAAUCCUAGCAUGAUUGACCUGGUUGUAACUUGCUGUAUCUAUGGAAUAUUGUGCUUAUUUCCCCAUUACGGCUUAUUGAUAAUCAAUGUAGGACCUAAUCAAUCUUUUCUAGUAGUCGACAAAUACCGGUUUGAAUUGUUUCUUGCUCGGGUUGUUUCAGAUCUGCCAACAUUCACUUUACAUGAGUCAGCCUACUUUCAUGUACUCACAUGUUCUGACUGAGAUGAAGUAAUUGUCAGUUAAGGUUUGUCCUUGUUACUGCCAAAGGGAAAUUCCUCUAUUGCCCAUUUUGUGUCUUAAAAGCAGAGGUGCCAAAGAAGGCUGGAGUGCAUAGAAUUUUUAGGUAUUACCAGCUAAUAUGGAAAAAAAAAAAAAGUCACAUAUCACAGGGACUCUCGUUUCUUUAUUGACCAUAACUGACAACAGUGUUUACAUUCUAGUCGAGGUGUCCUCAUGGUUGCACCCAACACAUGAUCCUUGGCAGAGACUUCAAAGAUCUCCUAUGAAAUGUAUGACUCAACAUGUGUUUGUUAUGGAUUAGAUUAAAGGUUAAAGAAAGGUGUAAUUAUACAAGCCUCAUGGGUAGUUUCACCAUCCAGUCAGAAAAUGAAGAGAGAAAUUAGGCAGUGAUCAAAAUCCAGUAGAAGUUCUAUUUGUUUUACAGAUUCUGACGUGUCCUUCGCUGUAUGCAUGUGCGGUGUAUUUUCAGUAUCAUGAAUGGAACUGUGUUUGUAAAAGCAUGCUAGUUUCUUCAUAAUCUUCACUCUAAUAAUUACAGUGUUCCUGCAAUAAUAAUGUUGCAUAAUCGGACUGUUACAGGUGGCUGUUAAGUUGCUCUUGUCGCCUCAGCGAGAUGCAAUAAGCGACUUAGAUACUCUUGAGCACACGACUACUGAAUUUGUUAAAAAAUGUUAGGGUGUGUUGGCAAAUUAGCAUGUGAGAGGGUGUGGCUGAUGAACAUUACUACGAUGCAACACGUGUACCUCUUGUUCAAACUCUAUUUUCAGAAUCAUUUCCGGUGUUAAAAAAAAAAAAAAAAAAAAAAAAAGAGUGUCUCUCCCUGGUUUGAACAUCUUAAUGAAUUAAAUUAAAAUGUGAGAAAGGU
Messenger RNA from Sphaeramia orbicularis (orbiculate cardinalfish), 2207 nucleotides. RefSeq names its product dysbindin-like. The coding region runs from base 392 to 1018 and encodes 208 amino acids. The transcript has 4 exons. Gene Ontology annotation, biological process: negative regulation of protein kinase activity. NCBI's taxonomy places the organism in Eukaryota, Metazoa, Chordata, Actinopteri, Kurtiformes, Apogonidae. Gene Ontology annotation, cellular component: cytoplasm. The record is from RefSeq and is a predicted model, not a curated record.